This is a messenger RNA of Aricia agestis (brown argus), 1048 nucleotides long. It is a transcript of the gene Fancl, whose product is annotated as E3 ubiquitin-protein ligase FANCL. Gene Ontology annotation, cellular component: Fanconi anaemia nuclear complex; nucleus. NCBI's taxonomy places the organism in Eukaryota, Metazoa, Arthropoda, Insecta, Lepidoptera, Lycaenidae. Gene Ontology annotation, molecular function: ubiquitin protein ligase activity. The record is from RefSeq and is a predicted model, not a curated record. Gene Ontology annotation, biological process: protein monoubiquitination; interstrand cross-link repair. The transcript is spliced from 5 exons. The coding region runs from base 102 to 1031 and encodes 309 amino acids.
UAAACUGUCGUCAGAAAGGUCAGAAAGAUAAUUAUGACAUUCUCUUUGGAUAAUAUGUAUUAGAGAAAGAUUAGGACUAAGUUCUAUAUACUAAGAUUAAAAUGAAUAAUAAACCUCUACGACUGCAAAAUCACGAUCAAGAACUUCUAUUUACAUUCCUGCAUCAAGUGUAUAUAAAAGUUAUAGAUACUAGAGUAGAAGAAACCGAAUCGAUAACAUCAGAAUUAAUUGAUCAGCAACUAAUACAAGAAAUUAAAGAUCUGCCAUCAAAUAUACGGUUGGAAUUUGGUAAAUCACUAAGAGACAUAAAAUGUAUCUUGCCAGACAGUGUAAAUAAAAGGCAUCAUGAAAUUUAUGUUUCUUAUGUUGCACCCCAAAAACUGGUUAUAAGCUCUGUGGCACUUCCACAUUCAAUAUUACAGGAUCGAGAAUAUAAAUCAGUUGAAGAAAUCUUUACUGCAUUUAGGACAUACAUUGACAGUUUAGAAAAUUAUCUUACUGAAUUAGAAAGCAUCGACCGACAUUUUACUGUUAUGGAACCUGUUAACCCAACAUUCAAGGAUGAUUAUAGAAGAAUCGCUCUUGAUGAAAGAACAUGGCUUCACAUAGAAGUGACUCAAUAUGGAUUGGCAACAAAUAUUCAUCUCAUCGCUCAGUCAGAAAUGUGGCAGGACAAAUUACACAAAGGUCUUAUGAGAUGGGAUCAUGACAAAGGCAUCGUAGAAAAUGUUAUGGACAUUUUUGAUGUAUCAGAUAUGUCACAAGUUGGAAAACAUAUGGCAGAAGAGUCUAAACCACUGACAGAGGAAGAAGUUACUUGUGGUAUCUGUUUUUGUGCAGAAUUAGUGGACACUCCAGGUGUACCCCAACCGCUGUGCCAAAAUCCUAACUGUGGUGUAUCAUUUCAUAAAUUUUGUUUAUACCAGUGGCUUGUUGCUUGUGAGGGAGGCAGACCACCAGCUUUUGGAGUUGCAAAUGGCAACUGUCCAACAUGUCUUCAUCCAAUUGCAUGUAGUGAGAAAGACAGUUAAAUAAUAUAAGUACAAGA